Messenger RNA from Haemonchus placei, 633 nucleotides. The record is from the annotation of a GenBank genome assembly. NCBI's taxonomy places the organism in Eukaryota, Metazoa, Nematoda, Chromadorea, Rhabditida, Trichostrongylidae.
AUGGAAAUCGCUUACGAUUUCUCCGAGAUAUUCUCUCCGGAGCCUAUACAACGUCUCGAUCGUGCACAAUUAGUACGUUUCAAUCCGAGGAAAUUUUGGGCCGUACAGAAAGCAAUAGACACACUCGGACACCUAUCUACCGAGGCACAAGGUUUGAAGCGAAUUUUGACGACCUAUGAGAAGGUACUUAGCCAACCUGAAGAACAAUUCAUCUAUCUGAUGUGGCACCGUCACCCGAUCAAGCCUAUUGUGAUUGGUAUGUUGAAAGUCGGCAACAAGCAUCUCUACCUUCUCGAUGGAACACAACAACGAUACGAGGAAGAACCGCUGUGCAUUCUAGAUUUCUACAUUCACGACUCAGUUCAGCGUAGAGGAAACGGUCAUCAGCUCUUUGAUUAUAUGCUAAGGGUUCGUUCUGUUCAACAAAAUUUAGCGCGUCGAACAUGUGGGCGGGGCUCCACACAUCGUUGCGUGCUUCUCGUCGGUGCCAUAAAUGUUCACGUGCAAAACCGAGCCAAUGGGAAGUGCGCAAUGGUCGAAGGGGCCCCGCCCAGACACUCAUUGCGUUCAGUGCUAUUGGUCCUUGUUGUGAAUCAUUCAUUUGUCCUUCUACUGUAUGAAAAUCACUAUUGA